Messenger RNA from Lycium barbarum (goji berry), 2767 nucleotides. Its product is annotated as pentatricopeptide repeat-containing protein At2g20540. The record is from RefSeq and is a predicted model, not a curated record. Gene Ontology annotation, biological process: RNA modification. Gene Ontology annotation, molecular function: RNA binding; protein binding. NCBI's taxonomy places the organism in Eukaryota, Viridiplantae, Streptophyta, Magnoliopsida, Solanales, Solanaceae. Bases 179 to 1789 code for a protein of 536 amino acids. The transcript has a single exon.
GCUGAGUUGGGUAGUGUCAAUAGUGUCUCAAUAUAAUUAGUGUCUAAAGUUAAAUUUUAACAAAGUCAUAAACUGUCUCAGUAGAAUAUAAAACUUUAGUUAUUACUAAGAUUUUAAAGGCUCCAAGCAAAGACAUUCAGUAGCCUUGCCCUUGAGCCACCCAUGAUCAGUGUGCAAUAUGGAACUAAAAUUUGGGGUUUUAACUGUCACAAGACUGGAAGAUAUGUUUAUACCCAUGUUGAAAAACUGCAAGAGCACAGGUUUUUUGAAGAAAAUCCAUGCCCAAAUUGUCAAAUUUUCUCUUUCACAGAGUAGCUAUUUAGUCACCAAAAUGGUUGAGAUUUGUGACAGAAUUGGAGAAAUAGACUAUGCUAAUUUUCUGUUCAAACAAGUUGAUGAUCCAAACAACUAUUUGUACAACUCUAUAAUUAGAGCUUACACACAUAAACAAAGGUAUAUUUCAUGUAUCAAAGUAUAUAAGCAAAUGAUGGAAGGAACAUUUUGUCCUGAUGAAUAUACAUACCCAUUUGUGAUUAGAUCAUGUAGUGGUAUUUUAUGUGUUGAUUUAGGUGAACAGUUGCAUGGACAUGUGUGUAAAUUUGGGUUGAAUUGUAGUAAUGUGAUAGCCAAUUCUUUGUUAGAUAUGUAUGUGAAAUGUGACCGAAUGAGUUAUGCACAUAAGGUGUUCGAUGAAAUGUCUGAAAGAGAUGUGAUUUCUUGGAACAGUCUUAUUUGUGGACAUGUAAGGUUGCGUCAAGUAAGGAAGGCGAGAGCUUUAUUUGAUGAUAUGCCGAAUAAGACUAUUGUUUCUUGGACUGCUAUGAUUUCCGGGUACACGAAAACGGGGUGCUAUGGCGAUGCAUUGGAUGUUUUUAGGAGGAUGCAAAUGGUCGGGUUGAAACCCGAUUGGAUUAGUUUGGUAUCCGUUUUGCCAGCUUGUGCGCAACUUGGAGCGCUCGAGUUAGGAAAGUGGAUUCAUUUUUACGCGGAAAAGUAUGGGUAUUUGAAGAGGACUUCUGUUUGCAAUGCAUUGAUGGAAAUGUACGCGAAAUGUGGAAGCGUAAACGAGGCUUGGCAGUUGUUUAAUCAGAUGUCUGAAAGAGACGUGAUCUCUUGGAGUACGAUGAUUGGAGGCUUAGCCAAUCACGGUAGAGCUCAUGAAGCGCUUAAGUUGUUUCACGAAAUGAAGAGGUCUGAUGUUGAACCGAAUGAGAUCACUUUUGUUGGUCUUCUAUGUGCUUGCGCGCAUGCUGGUCUUUGCGAUGAUGGUUUGAGGUACUUUGAUUCCAUGAAAAUUGAUUACAACAUAGAGCCGGGGAUUGAGCAUUAUGGUUGUCUGGUUGAUCUUUUGGGGCGUACAGGACGUGUUGAACGAGCUCUUGCAAUCAUCAAGAGCAUGCCGGUUAAGCCCGACUCUGCUAUAUGGGGUUCUCUGUUGAGUUCUUGCAGAACUUAUCGCAAUCUUGAAAUUGCAGUUAUUGCAAUGGAACAUCUGUUAGAGCUUGAACCGGAAGAUACAGGGAACUAUAUUCUACUCGCUAAUAUAUACGCAGAUCUUGGGAAGUGGGACGGUGUAUCGAGGAUGAGGAAAUUCAUAAGGAGUAAAAGUAUGAAGAAAACACCGGGCUGCAGUCUGAUUGAGAUAAAUAGUUCGGUCCAAGAAUUUCUAUCUGGUGAUAAUUCAAAACCGUUUUCAAAAGAUAUCCAUGAGGUGCUAGAGCUAUUGGCCUUGCAUCAAAGCGAAGAAAAUGAUAUAGUUGAUCCAGCGCUCGAUUACUUACGUUCAUGAAUUUAUACUGCAAAACACUUCAGCAAAAUGUUAUCUUAACAUUGAUAGAGGAGAAGUUGUCAUUCUGAUGCAUGCGCUCUUCUCCGUUCAAGCUUUUAGAACAGUUUAUACCACAUUCUUUAACGUCUGGAAAUUCCAGGAGGAGCGAUUCAGAUUUGUGGGAUCGGUAGAGAUGGGAAUCACGAUGAACUUGAAUGAACAUAUGUCAGCCAGGAAUUCGAGGGCAGAUAUGCAACAGUUCAAUUAUUCAGAUGGUGGUGUUCCAUUUACAUAAGAAAAGUUGCCUGAAAUGCAAUGCUAAGGACCGAGAUAUCACUGUUUUCCUGGGCAUUGGUGACAAAGAGAGGAUUGAACCACUAGCAAUCUGCAUACAACGACAAGUAAACAACUCAAGACGUUAUUGAUCAUUUAGAAAAAAAGAUUUGCUCGUUGCCUUCACAAGAACUCGAUAAUAUUCCCUAAGUAAUAUUUCUAUGAUAUAGAAGAACCAACGCGCAGGUCAUGAUCGACAUGUCUGCUUGCUCCCGUGAAUGCGUCAUCAUUCGUCUCAUCCGUUGACAACCAGUGACUAUGUGUUGUUCUUCUGCUCCUUACUUGUCGUUCUAUCGCUGUGCAUGAUUUCCGAGCCUUUGAUCAACGUCAUUCGUAUGAGAAAAAGGCGAUGAGGGGAAUUCCGGGAAGUGAAAUCGAAGCUCGUGCCCGAGAAAGAGAAGCUCACUAUCAGAUAUAUCUAUUAUGCUGCUGAAGCCAAAACCACAGAAGGUGACUCCUGACUGACCUGGGUGCACCCAACAUAAAUUUUGUUUUAUUGUAAAACAAAUUAUUCUCUUUGUUUCAAUUUAUGUUAUAGUAUUUUCUUUUUAGUCUGUUAAAAAAAUAACAAUUCUUUUAUAUGUAGGAUGAAUCUAAGCUUAUACAUUUCAACUCUUAAUGACAUGAUUUUGUAGCCACGACAACGUCGUGAUAUAUUUAAGAUUA